Molecule: messenger RNA, 1758 nt
Organism: Capronia epimyces CBS 606.96
Lineage: Eukaryota; Fungi; Ascomycota; Eurotiomycetes; Chaetothyriales; Herpotrichiellaceae
Exons: 2
Coding region: 1-1758 (585 amino acids)
Biological process (GO): SCF-dependent proteasomal ubiquitin-dependent protein catabolic process
Cellular component (GO): SCF ubiquitin ligase complex
Source: RefSeq, a predicted model, not a curated record
AUGCCGCAUUUCCUGGCGUCACACAAUAUAUCCGCUGCGCAGAUCCACAACGAUUACCAGCGUCGUUUGCAAGACGCCCAGCAACAAGAGCAGCAGAACGCACAAAAUGCAGCGCAGAACGGGGGUGAUGCCGAGGAUUCGGAAGAUGAUCCAGUGGAGCAGAAGAAGCGCAAGAGAAAAGAAGAAAAGACGUUGAUGAAGAUCAAACAGAGCAAAGAGUUCAAGAAGCGCAAGUUUGAGCAGCAACAAGACCUCGGGAGCGAUUUCGAACAAGACGACGAUGAACUUGCUCGGAGUAUGCUUAAAAAGUCCCAGCCUCUACCGGGCCAGCUGGAGAAUUGUGAAAUCUGUGGCAAGAGGUUCACCGUGACACCGUACAGCAAGACUGGCCCAGAUGGUGGUCUAUUAUGCACCAAAUGCUCCAAGGAACUCAAAGACGAGGAGAAGAAGGAAAGCCGAGACAACAAAAAGAAAACAGCCGCACCACGAGGACGCCGGCGUCAGACCGAGAGCGACCGACUGAUGGGAGACGUCAAACCGGGUGCCAAGAGUCUCGUCGACAUUUGCGUCCGUCGAGUUGCCAAUGUCGUCCAUGAUAUCGAAGAGUUCGGUGAUAUGCCGCAAAGUCUGCUGGACAGAUUAAGUCAGAUCCUCUCCAAGGAACGAGUCCUCACACCUCGAGUUCUCGAGCUGUUCCUGCGACCAGACGUCGACCGCAUCGACAUAUACGACUGUGCGAAGCUCGAAGAGGAAGAUUUCCAGAAGAUCUUUGCACACAUGCCCGACGUCGAGUUUGUUAAUUUGCGAUUUGCCGGACAGAUGAAGGAUGGUCCCUUGCUGUACAUGGCCGACAAGUGCAAACGAGUUCGCCACUUGCAGCUCGGUGCCACAAAUCUUGUCACUGAUAAAGCCUGGGCCGACAUGUUUCAGAAACUCGGUCCUCAGCUGGAGAGUUUGAAGUUGUCAGAACUGAAUGACUCUCUGGGAGACGACAUUGUCAAGGUUCUGGUCAAAUCGUGUAGAGGUUUGAGGCGACUGAAACUAAGGUCUUGCUCACACAUGGGCGAGGAUUCAGUCGAUGCUCUUUGCUCUCUCACCAACCUCGAGCACCUCACCCUUGCUGUGGCCCAGCAGGAAACGUCAUCAGCCACACUUGUGAAAUUGAUCUCCUCACUCGGACACAACCUGAGAACACUCUGUCUGGAAGAGUACGUCGAACUCAACGACUCAGUCCUGGAAGCCAUCAAAGAAAGUUGCCAUAAGCUGACAAAGCUCCGCAUCCGAGGAAGUGUCAUUUGUUCUGACGCAGCAUUUGCCAGUCUUUUUGACAACAACUUGGGCAACCCGCCGCUGAUAUAUGCAGACUUGUCCGACAACCGGGAUAUCGACAGCAUGAACCCGGAUGGCCCCGAGGACAAUCCUAUCGGCUUGGGUUCAGGUGCCCUGAAAGCAUUGAUGACACACUCGGGUUCUCGCCUGGAGCGGCUGAACCUCAAAGCGUGUCGACACAUCUCUCACGCAGGCUUGAUGGAGGUCUUUGAUGGGGUCAAGCAGUAUCCGGCUUUGAAGGACAUCGAUUUAUCGUUUGUGACCCAGGUCGACGAUGUCGUCAUGAAUGGCAUCUUCAAGACUUGUCCCGCGCUGGCCAAGCUAGCUGUCUUUGCCUGCUUCAAUGCCCGACAAGCCAGAAUUCCUGCCGGAAUUGCCGUUGUCGGCUUGCCGAAUGCUCAGGAUAGCGUUGUCAUCGGCGAGUGGUAG